CAGGUGAAACAUGAUAGCCCUUAUUUUAUGGUUGCCAUCAGUAGCCAAUAUUUAUGGCUCGGAUUUAGCCUACUGUUGUAAUGCAAAGACCACGGUUUGAGCUGAGGGGUCCCAGAAUGAAGUGCGCAUUUUGUAGAAGGUUUUUGACCAGGGUCUGUACGUGGCAGAGAAAAAAUCUCUGCAGAUCACUAACUCGGGGCGUCUACAAUAGAUUUGUACAUACUGUUAAAGGUGUAGGAUUAUUUUACAAUCACAAAGGAACGAAAAGGUCUUAUCUACCAGUACAAUGAGGGAACACCUGUCUCUCCUAGCCCUGGCUCUGGUUUAUUGCUGCUUCUGGAGCGUUCAGGCUGAAGUCUACACCUCUAUAGGUCAAAUGACAGACCUGAUAUACACAGAGAAGGAGUUGGUUCAGUCCUUGAAAGAAUAUAUCCAAGCAGAGGAGUCCAAACUUGCUGCUGUGAAAAGCUGGGCUAACAAGCUGGACGUGCUGACGCGUGCCUCCACCUCAGACCCAGAGGUCUACCUGGCCCACCCCGUCAACGCCUACAAGCUGAUGAAGAGACUCAACACCGAGUGGUCCGAGCUGGAGAGCCUUGUGCUGCAGGACCCCUCAGAUGGGUUCAUCUCCAACAUGACUGUACACAGGCAGUACUUCCCUGACGAGGAGGAUGAGAAAGGUGCUGCCAAGGCACUGAUGCGUCUCCAGGACACGUACAAACUGGAUUCAGAGAGUUUCUCCAAGGGCAAACUUCCUGGUAUGCACCAGAAUGCCAUCCUGACAGUAGAUGACUGUUACGACAUGGGGAAGACGGCGUACAACGAGGCAGACUACUACCACGCGGUGCUGUGGAUGCAGCAGGCCCUCAGGCAGAUGGAUGCAGGGGAGGAGCACGUGGUGUCCAAGGCRGAUGUCCUGGACUAUCUCAGCUACUCCGURUACCAGAUGGGAGACCUGCCCCGCGCCAUCGAGCUGACACGCCGCCUAGUGGCCAUCGACUCGAGCCACCAGAGGGCAGGAGAGAACCUGCGUUACUUUGAGAAGCUGCUGUCCAAGCAGCUGAAGGAGCUGAACCAAGAGGUCCAGGAGCCGGCCACAGAGGAGCCCAUCCAGCUGGGGACCUACAAGAGACCCAAGGACUACCUGCCUGAGAGGGAGAUCUACGAGGGCCUGUGUAGGGGAGAGGGAGUCAAAAUGACCAGUGAGCGGCGCAGCCGGCUGUACUGCCGCUACCAUGACGGGAACAGGAACCCUCGCCUGCUGCUCCAGCCCAUGAAGGAGGAGGACGAGUGGGACAGCCCACACAUCGUCCGUUACCUCAACGCCCUUUCAGACUCAGAAAUUGAGAAGAUUAAGCAGCUGGCCAAGCCCAGGCUUGCGAGAGCUACUGUUCGAGACCCCAAAACAGGCGUCCUGACCACAGCAAACUACAGGGUAUCAAAAAGUGCCUGGCUGGAGGGGGAGGAGGACCCUGUUAUUGAGCGUGUCAACCAGAGGAUAGAGGACAUCACAGGCCUGACAACGCAGACUGCCGAGUUACUCCAGAUUGCUAACUAUGGGGUCGGAGGACAAUAUGAGCCACAUUUUGAUUUCUCCAGGCGUCCUCAGGACAUCAUGGUCGAUGGAAAUAGACUUGCUACCUUCCUGAACUACAAAGAUGAACCUGAUGCUUUCAAAACAUUAGGCACUGGAAAUCGUGUGGCUACUUUUUUAAAUUACAUGAGUGAUGUUGAAGCGGGAGGAGCAACUGUGUUCCCAGACUUUGGAGCAGCUAUAUAUCCCAAAAAGGGAACUGCAGUCUUCUGGUACAACCUCUUUAGGAGUGGAGAGGGAGACUACAGGACUAGACACGCUGCCUGUCCUGUCUUAGUAGGAUGUAAAUGGGUCUCCAACAAAUGGAUCCACGAGCGAGGUCAGGAGUUCAGGAGACCAUGUGGCCUGACAGAAGUGGACUGAACUUGACCUCUCACCCCUGAACCCUGGCUGGAGGAGUACACUCCAACUGCAGUGCCUGAACUUUUGAUUGAAAACACACACACACACACACACACCUACCUACUGUGGUAUCCAUUAUGGCUUUUAACAAUGAUCUGAAGCUUGGGAGUCUGCAGUACCUAUGCAGAUAGAGAGAAAUGGAUAUGUAGCAUUAAAGUAUCUGAUUUCUUGUUUUGUUUACAUGUUUAUUUAGCAUUCAGAUGUUUCAUACAAAAAUGACUUAUGCAUAACCACAUACUGACUGCACAACCCUAUCAGAACAUACUGCUUCAUCUAUUCCUGUCCAUUUACGUUUGUAUUUAUAGACUUCUUAAAUUAUUACACUGUAUGAUUGUGACCUUUUUAAAAGAUGGAAAAUGUGGAGCAGAAUAAACAGUGUAUUUGAUUAAAAGUG
Molecule: messenger RNA, 2390 nt
Organism: Salvelinus sp. IW2-2015
Lineage: Eukaryota; Metazoa; Chordata; Actinopteri; Salmoniformes; Salmonidae
Product: prolyl 4-hydroxylase subunit alpha-2
Biological process (GO): peptidyl-proline hydroxylation to 4-hydroxy-L-proline
Cellular component (GO): endoplasmic reticulum
Molecular function (GO): procollagen-proline 4-dioxygenase activity; iron ion binding; L-ascorbic acid binding
Source: RefSeq, a predicted model, not a curated record